CAUAACAGUGUCCAUGGUUUGUGCGACAACAAGGCAAGCCUAAAGCUACAUUCCAAUUCCAACUGCUCCAAGAUAUUGAUCACUGAAAUGGCAUCACAUAUGCAUAAUGAAAUUUGGAAAAUAAUGGCGGCCAUGUACUCCACACCCAGCAAGCACUCGGACGUUCUCUUUCUAGUAGAAGGAAGAAGACUGUAUUUCUACAAACAGCUGUUGUGUCUGGUGUCGCCUGUGUUCAAAUCGAUGCUGUGUUUAGAUUUCAAAGAAAAGAAAACACGUACAGUCAAUCUGGAGGGGAAACGUUUUACAGAUAUCGUGAUCUUACUGGCGUGGAUUGAUCCGGCUUUAGCAUUUAAAAUAGAUGAAUACAGAGCAGAAACUCUCUUACCUCUGGCAGACGAGUAUGAUAUCACCAAUCUGAGACAAACGUGUGAAAACGUCCUCUGCGAUUGUUCGCCAAACGUUGACGCGAACGUCGUUCUCAGGUACCUAAAACUUGCUGAACAACUUAACUUGAAGAACCUCACCCAGAAAGCUAUAGGUAGAGCGGCAGAACUGAACCUAACAGUCGAAGAGGCUACUGAUUCAACAUGUACGGCCAUAAGCGACUCAACGCUGGCAGCACUUUUGGAAAAACGUGUCCAGGCCAAAGAAAAAAGAAAUUAUUUUGGUAUGGGAAUUAUAAGGACAUCUACUCAAUUGAAAGUCACCACUCCACUGAUAGAAUGUAACACUAAUAGUAGAAAAACUGCUAAUCAGUCCAAAUAUUCUGCUUUCACUGGUCUCACUGAUGUAACUAUUAUCGUGGAUGGGAAGCGACUCUACUUCUUCAGUGACAUACUUCGUCGAACUUCGUCAUGGUUCGCCGAGAAACUGGACGAAAUCAGCGGAAAAGGGAAAAUAUCACUGGAUUUUGGAAGUUAUAAUGAAAUUUCAACAAUGUUGGAAUUCUUGGAUCCUACAAAACUAGAUACACAUUUUGUCAAUGUGAGAACUACCCUUGGACUGUUCCUGUUGUCUCUCGAGUACGACAUCACAGUUUUACACGAAGCUUGCGAGAUUUAUCUGAAGACAAAUAUUUCACAGUUUGACGAACACGACCUGACUCGGUGCAUUCUACUGGCCGACAGGGGGCAGUGCUCAGAGCUGAUGACAACAGUCAUGAGAGAAACAACACGUUACACGUUACCCAAGUUAAAAGCCACCGAGUCGUACAAAAAACUGUAUUCGGAUACUCGUUUAAACCUUCUGAAGUUCAAAGUAGGAGAUAUUAAUUGACUGCGUAUAACACAACUGGAAUGUAACAGCUGAGGUGUCUUGGUGAAGCCCACACAGUUCUAUGUUAGUAAGCAAGGGAAAAGGUAAAAUAAAAACACCAUGUGGAAUAAUAUUAAUCACAUAAGACAUUUAAGAGUCCAGGUAUUUGAGUAAAACAUGCUGCAGCCAUCAGAUGUUUAUGAACAUAGCUACAUAUACGCAAUGUACUCGGUGCAGGAAACAUUUCAAACUCUUGAUUAGGGAAAACUGUUUAUUGUUUUAAAAUUGUGUAGUGAUCUCUGGAACUUGCGUCAGUAGACCUAUACGUUUUGCUUGAACACAUAUUUUAAAUUCUUUGUAAAAAAAUAUAUUGCACAAGAACUUCAGUGCUGUAUUAUGCUUUUCCGAGUGCAGGAGUCUGUUUCUCACAACAUCUAGUUUCUAGAACUGAAGGAUAACUGAUGGAGAGUGGCUUAGCCCCUGCAUCCUUCAGAUCUACACCAUGCCCAACAUUGAGUACGCCAUUUCAAAAGCUUACCUACGAUCUGGUGUUUACAUCACAUUCAUUAAUAAAUGAUCAAAACGUA
Messenger RNA from Gigantopelta aegis, 1841 nucleotides. RefSeq lists its product as uncharacterized. Gene Ontology annotation, molecular function: protein binding. The record is from RefSeq and is a predicted model, not a curated record. The coding region runs from base 88 to 1275 and encodes 395 amino acids. Lineage: Eukaryota; Metazoa; Mollusca; Gastropoda; Neomphalida; Peltospiridae. The transcript is spliced from 5 exons.